Messenger RNA from Castor canadensis (American beaver), 1316 nucleotides. The record is from RefSeq and is a predicted model, not a curated record. Lineage: Eukaryota; Metazoa; Chordata; Mammalia; Rodentia; Castoridae.
UCCUCUUGUACUGGAGGCUGCACUCCGUUUCACAAUGGCCUCCCUUGCUGCAGCAAAUGCAGAACUUGGCUUUGACCUGUUCAGAGAGAUGGAUAGCAAUCAUGGAAAUGAAAAUGUGUUCUUCUCCUCUCUGAGCAUCUUGACUGCCCUGGCCCUGGUCCGUUUGGGUACUCGAGGUGACAGUGCACGCCAAAUUGAUGAGACACUUUACUUCAACGAUCCCCAAAAUCAUGGAAACUCUUCUAAUAACCAGCCAAGACUGCAAUCUCAACUGAAGACAGUUCUCUCUGAUAUAAACACAUCCCACAAGGAUUAUGGACUCAGAAUUGCUACUGGUCUUUUUGCAGAAAAAGUGUUUGAAAUUCGUAAGGACUACAUUGAAUAUGCUGAAAAAUUAUACAAUGCCAAAGUGGAAAGAGUUGACUUUACAAAUGACAUAGAAGAUACCAGACAUAAAAUUAAUAAAUGGAUUGAAAAUGAGACACAUGGUAAAAUAAGGAAGAUGCUGAGUGAUGGCAGCAUCAGCUCUUCUGCUGUCAUGGUGCUGGUGAAUGCUGUUUACUUCAAAGGCAAGUGGGAAUCGGCCUUCACCAAGAGCGAAACCGUAAGCUGCCGUUUCAGAUCUCCCAAGUGUCAUGGGAAAGCAGUGGCCAUGAUGCAUCAAGAACGGAGGUUCAAUUUGUCUACGAUUCAGGAUCCCCCCAUGCAGGUUCUUCAGCUCAAAUAUCAUGGUGGCAUAAGCAUGUACAUUCUGCUGCCUGAGAGUGAUGUGUCCCAAAUUGAAAAAGAAUUGAGCUUUCGGAAUCUAAUGAACUGGACCCAUCCAAGAAAAAUGACCUUUCAGUAUGUAGAUGUGUUUCUUCCUCAGUUCAAGAUAGAGAAGAAUUACGAAAUGAAACGCUACCUGCAAGCCCUAGGGCUGAAAGAUAUCUUUGACGAGUCUAGAGCUGACCUCUCUGGAAUAGCUUCAGGAGGUCGUCUCUAUGUAUCAAAAUUAAUGCACAAGUCGUACAUAGAGGUCACUGAGGAGGGCACUGAAGCGACAGCUGCCACAGAAAAUAACAUCGUAGAAAAGCAGCUCCCUGAAUCUACAGUGUUUAAAGCUGAUCACCCAUUCCUAUUUGUCAUCAGGAAGAAUGACAUCAUCUUAUUUACCGGCAAAGUCUCUUGCCCUUGAAAAUCCAAUUGGUUUCUGUUACAGUAGUCCCUGCUACAUCAAUGAAACACCACAAGUGAAUAGAUUUGUUCACUACUAGCAUGUAGUGUUUCCUUUGAGUUUAUUUUUUCCUAACAUUGGUCAGCAGAUGAUAUUGGUG